Molecule: messenger RNA, 876 nt
Organism: Anopheles moucheti
Lineage: Eukaryota; Metazoa; Arthropoda; Insecta; Diptera; Culicidae
Product: ATP synthase mitochondrial F1 complex assembly factor 1
Exons: 2
Coding region: 28-876 (282 amino acids)
Biological process (GO): mitochondrial proton-transporting ATP synthase complex assembly
Cellular component (GO): mitochondrion
Source: RefSeq, a predicted model, not a curated record
CGAUACGCAAAGUUUAGUUUUCCAUUAAUGGCUGCAAUAGCGCUGGUUCGUCGUUCUAUUUUACUUUCUCACAAAUUUACAGCUGCACGAAGCAUCCACAUGUCAUCUGCACGCGAACGAUCGGAGAAGGUUUUGGAGGAGUUGAAGGAGAAAAACCCUUACUUCGAAAAGUAUGCUAGCAAAAUAGCAGCCGUGCAGCAUAGCUCACCGGAGGAAUUUCUCUCCCGGCUCGACGGUGUAGAGAAGGAAAAGAAAAAGCCAAAAUUCGGCCCUUCCGAAAUGGAUCGUGACUAUUCUGAACUUCUUAAACCUAAAGCUCCACUUGCAACCGAAGCGACGAGAGACAUUUCCCAUCGCAAGCUCAGCGACAUUAUGCGGCUUGAAUUGAUCGAAGAUAAAUCCGCUGAUGAUAUCAAGCAUCUGUGGUUGGAAUAUCAUAAAGACAAGGAUGUCAUAACGGCUGCAAUUCCAGUAGCUCAAUUCAAUCUAAUGAUGGCUCGGGCUAAGCAAUACCCUGUGUUUAUUCUUCCAAUACCCCGAAGCCAAGGGUAUGAGUUUAUUAUGUUGCAAUUUGCAGCAAAUACAGUACAUUUUACGCCGCUUUUGAAUUACCAGGUUCACAAAGAAAACGCACCGGAAUGUUUAAACAUUGCCAUGUUCACCGAAUGUUCCGACAAAGGAAUCGUGCUAAUGCGGGGAGAGUAUGAUACGAAAGUACUCAAUGCGCAGGAAGCGCAAUGUUUGGCCAAUCAAGUUCAACUAUACUACAGUCAGAACAAUGAAUCGAAAGUACACCUGCUUGAGACAUUUACCAAGAGUCCAGAUAAGUUCAAGCACAUGGAUAUCAUUGAGGAGCUAAAUAAUUUGAAGAUUUAA